This is a messenger RNA of Blastomyces dermatitidis ER-3, 2336 nucleotides long. RefSeq names its product nonsense-mediated mRNA decay protein Upf3. The coding region runs from base 197 to 1912 and encodes 571 amino acids. Gene Ontology annotation, molecular function: mRNA binding. Gene Ontology annotation, biological process: positive regulation of translation; nuclear-transcribed mRNA catabolic process, nonsense-mediated decay. NCBI's taxonomy places the organism in Eukaryota, Fungi, Ascomycota, Eurotiomycetes, Onygenales, Ajellomycetaceae. Gene Ontology annotation, cellular component: cytoplasm; nucleolus. The transcript is spliced from 2 exons. The record is from RefSeq and is a predicted model, not a curated record.
UCACCUGGCCGUCUUCCUAUCUAGCAAAACACUCACGUGAUCUGCCAGAUUCAGUGAUUCACACAAUGGUCUUGGCUGACCAACUUCAUCAAACACCACCAUCCCUCCCCUUAUCGCCAACCUUGGGAGCCAUACACAUGGCCACAUGUAGCAUCAACUGCUCUUCAUCGAUACUCUAUUCAAGUUAUCACCCAGAAUGGUGCGCCAUUCCCCCAAGCCAUCGUCUGCUGGUGUUUUGCCCAUCCCUGCGACGGCCACUCAAAAAGGAACAUCAAACAAACCGAGCUCCAGAGCUGCUGCUCCACGGUUGAAGCUACUUAUUCGAAGGCUUCCGCCUGGUCUGACGCCUCAGGAAUUUGAGGCAGUUCUGGGCGAUGAGUGGAAGGUUGGGAAUGGAAAAGUUGACUGGUUUCACUACAAGGAAGGAAAAGUUUCUAAAGACCCGGCAAAGCCUUCUCGACCUACGAGGGUAUAUCUACGUGUUACAUCUAUACCGCUAGUUGAAGAAUUAUCCGAAAAAGUCCGAGCAUCUGCAUUUCAAGAUGCGCGCAACACCAGUCGAGAUCCUGUUGUCCUGGGGCCGCCUGCGGUAGAAUAUGCGCCUUAUCCCCGUGUUCCUAGUAGCAGAGUUCGCAGGGAUGGCCGUCAGGGAACAAUAGACCUGGAUUCCGACUUCAUCGCAUUCCUUGAGAGCUUAACAAACCCUGUAACCAAGCCUGCUAUGGAUAUCGGGGCGGAGGAUACAAAGGAAGAGAAACCAACGAUAACCCCCUUAAUCCAAUUCUUAAAGGAUAAAAAAGCGAAUAAGGGCAAGGAGGCCAGUUCUCUCACAAAGCCCUCGAGACACGGUCGUGGUGAUGCGAGGGAGGGGAAAGACCCUAAAGUGGAACGGGUCCAUGCCAGGAAGUUGUUAAGCCGAGCGGACAAGGCAGCGCCCUCACCGGGAGACAGACAGUGGAAACUUGACAGGGCCACGAAGGAAGCCGUUAAAGCAGUUAACAAACAGACAGCGAACCAAAUAUCAAAGGCUCCCGGAAAGACAAUUGCAUCGCGGUUGCCAAAAGAGGAACCGCCGGCCCAGACUGCACCGCCUGCGGAGCGCAGACGAGUGCGGGGAAGUAUGAGUGCCGCAACUAAAAUUCUACGACGGGACUUGGGACUUGCUCCAACUACUCCACGCAGAAGGCCAGAGAAACCAGCGUACGGAGAGGGUGCAUCAUCACCACCGACGAGCGAGACUGCCAAAGGACUCGCGUUUUCCAACGGUGAAAGUGGUAAACGGACUUCACUGAAAGCUAGCAGGGAAACUGAAUUAGUUAGGAAGCCCGCAAUUACAAAAUCUCCCAAGGCUUCCUCACCGUCCAACACGGCAACAGGCCGUAAUGCAAACAACUCGACGAACGCGCCAGCAAGCCCGGGAAAGCUCACAACCCCGCCUGGACCGAAGCACUCCUCUCCUACACAAGCUUCUGGCAAAGCAUGUCCCCAGCCCACCGCUACACAAGCCUUUUUGAAGCAUGCUAAUCCAUCCCAAGGGGUUACUGAGGAGUUGCUCGCGAGCGGUUUUUCUACCUUUGGAAAAGUUGUGAAAGUGGAGAUAGACAAAAAGAAAGGGUUUGGGUACGUGGACUUUGCGGAGCCAGACGGGUUGGCUAAGGCUAUCCAAGCCAGCCCAGUCCAGAUAGCGCAAAGCCAAGUUGUAGUGCUGGAGAGGAAAUCGGGCGCAGCGGUUGCACAGGCACGGGGAAAUGCUAGCAAUCGGCCGAACCAACCUCCAGGGGGUGGAGGGCCAGCACCCUCACGACCGACUCGCCGAGGGAAUAGAGGCAAGGGUGGAUUUAAGAAAGGUGGAGGCGGAGGCAAUUCUGGCGGUAGUGCUGCUGGGGGAAACAAAAAUGCCUCGUCAACCUGACGAUGGCAGUAUCCUAUGUCUAGGAAUAACUUAUACCUGGUAGCGAGAGCCCUAUCUGUCGAGAUUCUCGAGCUUCUGAUGUUACGAGUUUUGGGUCGUUGGGAUUAGUAGUGGCAUAUCACGAGGAGUAAAUUUCAUUUGUCAUGUACAGUGCAUCCAUAGAGGAAUUUGCGUAAUGAUAAUCACAUGCAGUGGAGAAAAAAUUAAGUUUGCAGAAAUUUUUUUCAUUAUCUUAACUUAUGUGCUAUGUUGGUAUCUAUCGAUGGCAGAUAAACUACCGAACUCAUCAACACACAUCAACGUAACUUUUAACCGAAAAAUAUGUAAAAUACUAUACAGGACCUUUCAGACCUCCGCGGCGCCCACCAAACCAGGCCGACCGAAGUCAAGACGCCAAGGAAAGGUCAAGAUCAUCACCACUCCC